AAGCAUAUCUUAAGCUUUGCAAUACUUUCGAUUUUCUCAUUGAUAUAUUUAUAACUUUGAUCUGCUGUGAAUAAAGUUCUCAUCUUACGAUAUAUAUUCACUAUGUCUGUUGAUGUUGAACAAUUAUACAAGAGCUUUGGUGUACUGGCAGAUGCCAAAGACAAUGCAAAAGAGCACCCAGAAGCAUACAAAACAAUUUUGAAAGGUGUUGAAGGCACAUCAGCUGCAAAGCGACUUUCCGCGCAAUUCACAUCCAGAUUUUUUAAGCAUUUUCCCGAUUUAUCUGAAUCUGCUAUCAAUGCCUUGCUUGAUCUUUGUGAGGAUGAUGAUCCUUCUAUAAGAAAAGCAGCAAUAAAGGAGCUUCCCAACUUAUGUAAAAGUAGCAAAGAGCACGUUUCUAGACUUUCUGAUGUUUUGGUUCAGCUGUUGGUCUCAGAAGAGUCGUCCGAAGUAAGCGCUGUCAAUUCAGCCCUGAAUGGUUUAUUCACAUUAGAUUCAAAAGGAACUCUCACAGGUGUUUUGUCCCAAAUUUUAAGCGGAGAUGAUGAGGUUCGCGAGAAAGCCAUCACCUACUUAUGCACACGGCUUAAAUCGUGCAGUGAAGCGGACAUGAGCAAGGAAACAGAGGAAUACGUGUUGGAGCAGUUGAAGAAAGUUCUAGAAGACGUCACUGGUGGUGAAUUUCAAAAGCUAAUGCAGGCAUUAUCUGGUCUACACCAUCUACAGACAAUACAGGGCAGACAACAACUCGUUAAUAUAAUCGCUGAUCAAUUGAAACUGGACCAGGAUUUUGACCCAAAAGACACAGACUCGUUAAACAGAAUUAGUCAAUGCAUUAGCAUGGCUUUGCCUCUUUGUUCGAGAAAUGUUCAUUCUUCCCCAUUCAUAAACUACAUGUGCCAGAAGGUACUUCCACAACUUUCACUUAUAGGUUGUAGUGAAGCUGUUAAUGGAGAUUCAAAGCCAGAGGUCAAUCAACCAGACCUGAAGUUAGAAAUACUCAAGGAAUUAUCGGAUCUGUGUGCUCACUGUGGUGCAACUGAAAUUCAAGAUAGCAUUCAACCAUUGUUUCAAUCACUCGUGGACUUCAUGCCUCUUCCACCCACGGAUGAAAGUGAGGAUGGUUCCAGCGCUCCUAAACCUAAACUUCAUUUUUCCUAUGUUGAGUGCCUCAUGCACUCAUUCCAUCAGCUCGGCAGGCACAACAGCGAUUUUUUCACGUCAGAAGAAGCAGCAGCAAAACUGAAAGACUUCAGAAUAAGACUACAAUACUUUGCACGUGGCGUACAAGUUUAUAUCAAAGAAUUAAAAACCUCGCUUGCUGGAAAGUCACCAACUGAGCUACGGACAGAGAAAGAAAACCAAAUCAAGCUUGUUGCUCUUAAGACCUGUAACAACAUCAAUACAUUAAUCAGGGAUUUAUUUCACAAUCCACCUGCAUACAAAGCGUCAAUUAAUGUGUCAUGGAAAAAAACAACAGCGGCACCCAAGGCAAGUCCUGCGAAACCACAGAAGAGACCAAGUACUGGCGGGAAUGACAAUGAUGACAAAAAGAAAGAACGUACUUUGUACCGAACACCUAGUGGGAAGUACAGCUCUAACAUUAGUCCUGGCAGAGGUGGUUAUAGCAACAAGAGAGGUGGAAGAAAAUGGGGUGGCGGUCGUGGCCAGUAUUAUUAAAACCUUCAACAACAUAUAAAAGAACAUUUUACCACAAUCUUCUGAAAAAAUGGCAAAACUGAGGCAAAUGAAAAAUUUUUACAAAGCUGGAAGUUAUUUUUAGAAAAAAAAGCGAAGAAACAAAUUUUUCCAAACAAAGGCCACAUACCACGUCAACAUUGUCGCUUGCCAGUUUAAUCAAUGUCCUAAUCUAUCCAAUGUUGGCAAUUAGUUGGAGAGAUGAAUACUGAUUCUCCUGUUAAAUACUGUACAGUAGUCUAGCUGAAGCAACCUUAGAUACCCCCCAAGUUUACAAGUACCCCCGCCCAUACUAAUGCUAUGUUAAUGACCAGUGCUGUUUGGAAGUUUACAAGUACAUCCAUUAUGAUAACAUUUUUUAGUUCUCAUUAGAAUAAAGCAUGAACAUUUUUCAAUUUUUACAGCAGAAUUUAAAGUUAAAUUAAAUAGUAAAAUAAUAUGAAGUUAAAAAAGAAAAUUGUUUUAAUGGAUAAGGUGUAACACUCCUAACUGAACUGGUAAUUACUUUGCAAUACCCCACUUCUGUCUUAUUUGGAAAUGUGUACCCGUGUAUUGGACCUGCUCCUUGAAAACCAUCUGGAAGUGAAUGUCGAUACCAAGGUAAGUGUCUUUGUUGAAAUAAAUAUUGUUUUUAGAUUCGAUUCAUUAGAAGAUUAUGAAGAAGAACAAAGACACAAUCUCUUGAGCGCGGGUACACUUUCCAAACUAUGGUAAACCGGUCCAAAUUCCCUAAUUUGCGUUACGUAUGUCUAAAUGUAAUAAAACAGUUUUAAAAAA
Ciona intestinalis (vase tunicate) is the source of this 2475-nucleotide messenger RNA. NCBI's taxonomy places the organism in Eukaryota, Metazoa, Chordata, Ascidiacea, Phlebobranchia, Cionidae. The record is from RefSeq and is a predicted model, not a curated record.